Oryctolagus cuniculus (rabbit) is the source of this 2760-nucleotide messenger RNA. It is a transcript of the gene PAXBP1, whose product is annotated as PAX3 and PAX7 binding protein 1. Gene Ontology annotation, cellular component: nucleus. Gene Ontology annotation, molecular function: DNA binding. Lineage: Eukaryota; Metazoa; Chordata; Mammalia; Lagomorpha; Leporidae. Gene Ontology annotation, biological process: positive regulation of transcription by RNA polymerase II; mRNA splicing, via spliceosome. The record is from RefSeq and is marked inferred.
AUGUUCCGAAAGGCCCGGCGGGUGAACGUGCGCAAGCGGAACGACUCGGAGGAAGAGGAGCGGGAGCGGGAUGAGGAGCAGGAGCCGCCGCCGCUGCUGCCGCCCCCGGGCACCGGCGAAGAGCCGGGCCCCGGCGGCGGCGGCGGCGACAGAGUCCCCGGGGGGGAGUCGCUGCUGGGCCCCGGGCCGCCGCCGCCGCCUGCGCUGGCCCCGGGCCCCGGGGCUGAGGCUGGCGGCGGCUUCCCUGGCGGUGCGGAGCCUGGCAACGGGCUGAAGCCGCGCAAGAGGCCUCGCGAGAACAAAGAGGUGGCCCGGGCCAGUCUGCUGAGCUUCCAGGACGAGGAGGAAGAAAAUGAAGAAGUUUUCAAAGUGAAGAAAUCAAGUUACAGCAAAAAAAUAGUAAAGUUGCUCAAAAAAGAAUAUAAAGAAGAUCUUGAAAAGUCGAAGAUUAAGACCGAACUCAACUCAUCAGCCGACGGUGAACAACCAUUGGACAAAACGGGGCAUGUUAAGGACACGAGUCAGGAAGAUGGAGUUAUCAUCGGUGAACCUGGUGAAGAUGAAAUGGAUAUGGAAAGUGAGAAGGAGGAAGAAAAACCAAAGGCUGGGGGUGCUUUCUCAAACGCGCUGUCUUCUCUGAACGUUCUCCGGCCAGGAGAAAUUCCAGAUGCAGCUUUUAUACAUGCUGCGAGGAAGAAGCGUCAGAUGGCCCGGGAGUUGGGGGAUUUCACGCCCCAUGAAAACGAGCCUGGCAAAGGCCGCCUUGUUCGGGAAGACGAGAAUGAUGCCAGCGACGACGAAGAUGACGAUGAGAAGCGCCGUAUAGUUUUUUCCGUGAAGGAAAAGUCACAGAGACAAAAAAUCGCUGAGGAAAUAGGUAUUGAGGGGAGUGAUGAUGACGCUCUAGUAACUGGAGAACAAGACGAAGAGCUCAGCCGAUGGGAACAGGAGCAGAUAAGAAAAGGAAUUAAUAUCCCUCAGGUUCAAGCAAGUCAGCCCACAGAAGUGAAUGUGUACUACCAGAACACUUACCAGACAAUGCCUUAUGGCUCAUCCUAUGGCAUUCCUUAUAGUUACACGGCCUAUGGAUCGUCGGAUGCCAAAUCUCAAAAAUCAGAUAAUACAGUCCCUUUCAAAACUCCCAGUAAUGAGAUGACUCCCGUUACUAUUGAUUUGGUAAAGAAACAGCUUAAAGACAGGUUGGACUCCAUGAAAGAAUUGCACAAAACAAAUCGACAGCAGCAUGAGAAACACCUGCAAAGCCGAGUGGACUCUACCAGGGCUAUUGAAAGAUUAGAAGGGUCUUCUGGGGGUAUUGGUGAACGGUAUAAAUUUUUGCAAGAAAUGCGAGGGUAUGUCCAAGACUUGCUUGAGUGUUUCAGUGAAAAGGUGCCACUGAUUAAUGAACUUGAAUCAGCAAUACAUCAGCUGUACAAACAGCGAGCUUCCCGCCUUGUCCAAAGACGACAAGAUGAUAUUAAAGAUGAAUCCUCGGAGUUUUCAAGCCAUUCAAAUAAAGCUCUGAUGGCCCCAAAUCUUGAUUCCUUUGGACGUGAUCGGGCACUGUACCAAGAACAUGCCAAACGUCGGAUUGCAGAGCGAGAGGCCAGGAGGACUCGGCGUCGACAAGCCCGAGAGCAAACCGGUAAGAUGGCUGAUCACCUCGAAGGCCUUUCCAGUGAUGACGAGGAGACGUCUACAGACAUCACCAACUUCAAUCUGGAAAAAGACCGAAUUUCCAAAGAGUCCAGCAAGAUUUUUGAAGAUGUCCUUGAGAGUUUCUACUCCAUCGACUGUAUUAAAUCGCAGUUUGAAGCAUGGCGUUCAAAAUACUACAUGUCCUACAAAGACGCUUACAUCGGCCUCUGUUUGCCCAAGUUGUUCAACCCCCUCAUAAGACUGCAGCUCCUUACUUGGACCCCUCUCGAGGCAAAAUGCCGUGACUUUGAGAAUAUGCUGUGGUUCGAAUCUUUGUUGUUUUAUGGUUGUGAAGAACGUGAGCAAGAAAAAGAUGACGUGGAUGUUGCACUGCUGCCUACCAUUGUGGAGAAGGUGAUACUUCCUAAACUAACAGUGAUAGCUGAAAAUAUGUGGGAUCCUUUUUCUACAACACAGACUUCAAGAAUGGUUGGAAUUACGCUAAAAUUAAUAAAUGGAUAUCCUUCAGUAGUAAAUGCAGAAAAUAAAAAUACACAGGUUUUCCUAAAGGCACUUUUAUUGAGAAUGAGAAGAACUUUAGAUGAUGAUGUGUUCAUGCCUUUGUAUCCCAAAAAUGUCUUAGAAAACAAAAAUUCGGGGCCUUAUUUGUUUUUUCAACGACAGUUUUGGUCUUCAGUUAAGUUAUUAGGAAAUUUCCUUCAGUGGUAUGGCAUUUUCUCCAAUAAAACUCUUCAGGAGCUAUCAAUUGAUGGUCUGUUAAAUAGAUAUAUUCUCAUGGCUUUUCAGAAUUCAGAAUAUGGAGAUGACAGCAUCAAAAAAGCCCAAAAUGUAAUUAAUUGUUUCCCCAAACAAUGGUUCGUGAAUCUGAAAGGAGAAAGAACUAUUUCUCAGUUAGAAAACUUUUGUCGAUACCUUGUACAUUUAGCAGAUACAAUUUACAGAAACAGUAUUGGGUGCUCUGAUGUAGAGAAAAGAAAUGCAAGGGAAAACAUAAAACAGAUAAUAAAACUCCUUGCAAGUGUUCGUGCUUUGGAUCAUGCUAUGUCUGUUGCAAGUGACCACAAUGUGAAAGAAUUUAAGUCUUUAAUUGAAGGAAAAUAG